GCUGUCUUUACCUGGGGUCGAGGUGAAGAUGGCCAGCUUGGUUUGGGCGACACGUCGGACCAGGAUGAACCGACGUACGUAGACGCUUUGCGCGGAGUGGGGGUCCAGCAAAUUGCCUGCGGCUCCGGACAUACCGUCGUGCUCACGACCGACGGAGAAGUCUUUACGUGGGGUAGGGGAGACGAUGGUCGGUUGGGACACGGCGAUAACGGAUGGAAGUACGUCCCACGCAUGACACAAUCGUUAGCAGGGCAGAUUGUGUUGCAGGUAACCUGUGGGAGCUACCACACGGCUGCGGUCACGGGCAACGGAGAUUUGUAUACCUGGGGCGGGGGUAUGUAUGGAAAACUAGGACACGGAGACGAAGCCGGACACGCCACACCGAAACGAGUCGAAGCCUUGGUCGGAGCCACGGUCGCUCAAAUUGCCUGCGGUUCGCGGCACACGGCCAUCGUUACCGCUAGUGGUGCGCUCUACACCUGGGGAGACAAGGAAAAUGGAGUGGCUGGUCACGGGGAAACGGAAGGUCAUCAGUACUUGCCAAGAUUGCUGGAGAGUAUGGCAGCCAAACGAGUGGCACAGAUUUCGGCGUGCGGGUUUCACACAGCCAUUGUAACGGAUGCUGGAGAGCUUUUUACUUGGGGUGAAGGAAAAUUUGGACGACUAGGACACAUGUCAGAGCGAAACUGCCACUCGCCAACGAUUGUAGAUUACAUGGUAGGGAAGAAACCCAGACAAGUCUCGUGUGGAGGUUUCCACACUGCUGUUGUAUCGGAGGAUGGACGAUUGUAUACGUUUGGAGGAGGAGAACAUGGACAGCUAGGCCACAAUGAUCGAGUAAACAAAAUGACGCCGACAUUUGUAGAGGCAUUGGAUGGAAUGUUUGUUUCGCAAAUUACCUGCGGUUGGUCUCACUCCGUCGCACUGACGGUCAAAGGGCUUGUUUACACUUGGGGCAAUGGCGAUCAUGGAAAGCUAGGCCAUGGCAACGGCCGCAAGGUUGCCGUGCCGCAAGCGGUUGAA
Molecule: messenger RNA, 1023 nt
Organism: Phaeodactylum tricornutum CCAP 1055/1
Lineage: Eukaryota; Bacillariophyta; Bacillariophyceae; Surirellales; Neidiaceae
Exons: 2
Source: RefSeq, a predicted model, not a curated record